Molecule: messenger RNA, 5081 nt
Organism: Trachemys scripta elegans
Lineage: Eukaryota; Metazoa; Chordata; Testudines; Emydidae
Gene: DCAF5
Product: DDB1 and CUL4 associated factor 5
Exons: 9
Coding region: 30-2921 (963 amino acids)
Biological process (GO): negative regulation of fatty acid biosynthetic process
Cellular component (GO): cytoplasm; Cul4-RING E3 ubiquitin ligase complex
Molecular function (GO): protein binding
Source: RefSeq, a predicted model, not a curated record
CGGUGGGGAGCAGCAGCAGAGGCAGCAGCAUGAAGAGGAGACCUGGGCCGGGGGGCAGCAUGAGGUCGGUGGUGGGCUUCUUGUCCCAGCGGGGCUUGCAGGGGGACCCGCUGCUCACCCAGGACUUUCAGAGGAGACGCCUGCGGGGCUGCAGAAACCUCUACAAGAAGGACCUACUGGGCCACUUCGGCUGUGUCAAUGCCAUUGAAUUCUCCAACAAUGGAGGCCAGUGGCUGGUCUCAGGAGGGGAUGACCGCCGGGUCCUGCUUUGGCAUAUGGAACAAGCCAUCCACUCCAGAGUCAAACCAGUGCAGCUGAAAGGGGAGCAUCAUUCUAACAUCUUCUGCCUAGCUUUCAACAGUGGUAACACAAAAGUGUUCUCUGGAGGCAAUGAUGAGCAAGUUAUACUCCAUGAUGUUGAAAGCAGUGAGACCUUGGAUGUGUUUGCACAUGAAGAUGCAGUGUAUGGCCUUUCAGUGAGCCCAGUGAAUGAUAACGUCUUUGCCAGUUCAUCCGACGAUGGCCGGGUUCUCAUUUGGGAUAUCCGAGAGUCUCCCCAUGGAGAGCCCUUCUGCUUGGCAAACUACCCAUCAGCCUUUCAUAGUGUGAUGUUUAAUCCAGUAGAACCCAGAUUACUGGCUACUGCCAACUCUAAAGAGGGUGUGGGACUUUGGGAUAUUCGCAAACCACAGAGUUCACUGCUCCGCUAUGGUGGAAAUCUGUCCCUUCAAAGUGCCAUGAGUGUCCGAUUCAACAGCAAUGGAACCCAGCUGCUGGCACUGCGUCGGCGUCUUCCACCAGUCCUCUACGAUAUCCACUCCCGACUGCCUGUCUUCCAGUUUGACAACCAAGGUUACUUCAACUCGUGUACCAUGAAGAGCUGCUGUUUUGCAGGCGACCGUGACCAGUACAUCCUCUCUGGCUCUGACGACUUCAACUUAUACAUGUGGAGGAUUCCUCCGGAUCCAGAAGCAGGUGGGAUCGGCAGGGUUGUUAAUGGUGCCUUUAUGGUGUUGAAAGGUCAUCGGUCUAUUGUAAACCAGGUUCGGUUUAAUCCCCAUACCUACAUGAUUUGCUCCUCUGGCGUUGAAAAGAUUAUAAAGAUCUGGAGUCCUUAUAAGCAGCCUGACUGCACAGGAGAUCUGGAUGGUAGAAUUGAGGAUGAUUCACGUUGCCUCUACACUCAUGAAGAGUACAUUAGUCUUGUGCUGAACAGUGGCAGUGGUCUGUCCCAUGAUUAUGCCAACCAGUCUGUCCAGGAAGAUCCACGAAUGAUGGCAUUCUUUGACUCCCUCGUGCGCCGGGAGAUUGAAGGCUGGAGUUCUGACUCCGACAGUGACCUUAGUGAAAGCACCAUCUUGCAGCUCCAUGCUGGAGUAAGUGAACGCUCCGGGUAUAGUGAAUCAGAGUCCUCUGCCUCUCUUCAUCAGUCCCCACCGCAAAUGGCAGAAGAAUCAGACGAAACAGCCUAUAACUUGGGGACCUUAAGAUCAACAGAAUCUCCGCCAGCAAGAGAAGAUGUGGCUUCUCGUCAACAGAGGCUAUCUGCACUUAGAAGAUAUCAGGAUAAACGUCUCCUGGCUCUUUCCAAUGAGUCUGAUUCUGAUGAGAAUACCUGUGAAGCAGAACUGGACACAGACCUUUUCCCACGGCCAAGGUCCCCAAGUCCUGAGGAGAAUGAAUCUAGCAGUUCUAGCAGUAGUAGCAGCACAGAUGAUGAAGAGGAAUUGAAUGAACGACGUGCAUCAACACGUCAACGCAAUGCAUUGAGACGACGACAGAAAAUGCAAAGGGAAGAGAGGACUAGUACAAAUCCAGAAAAUGUGAGCACCUACAUAGGUGAGGAUCUCUAUGAUUACCCACAGAUCAAAGUAGAUGACCUUUCUUCUUCUCCAGCUUCUUCACCUGGAAGAAGUUCUACUAAUAUGGAGGUCCUCAAAGAAAGGGCCUCUCCUUGCUCAGAUAAUGAAUCAGUAGAGAGAAAGAUUUACAAGGCUUACAAAUGGCUUCAGUAUUCUUAUAUAUCCUAUUCAACUGGUAAAGAUGGUGAAUCCUCUCAUGAAGAGGGGGAGAAUGAUGAGGGGAGACCAGGAACUAGUGGAAGACACAGUACAGCACCCUCCUUAAAUAAGGAAGAUGCUAGUAACUUGAGUUUAUUAGUUCCUCAAGGUGCCCAAGAUAUUUCUACUGAAAGCCACAGCAAAGAAACUUUAAAGGAAUAUGGUACGGUAGAAAACUCUAGUAAUGGUCAAGAUCAUGAACGCGACAAUCAGCGACGGACAGAGGAUCAAGAAAGCACAUCCCAAGACACCAGCAGUGGGUCUGUAGAACAUUCUUUUGAGACUAAAAAGCUCAAUGGAAAAGCCAUCUGCAAAGGGCUAAGUAGUCGUACCGAAGAGCCAUGCACUCAAACUGCAGGACUUCUAGAACAGAAAAACAGCCAGAACUGUCAACCAGCAUCAAGCCACCACUCACUGGCUAUUUCCAAGGAUUCACUCUCUGCUGCCGCCAUCUGUAGCGGAUCUGGUAAUUACUCCAGAAACCAAACUGAUGACAGUGAGGACCGGAACCUUGAGACAUCCUGUGUAAAUCACAAUAAUGGCCACUUACAUCCUUGCCCUUCAUAUUUCAACAAUGGACAGAGGUUUGGAGAGCAGGAGACUAUAACCCAAGGACUACAAUCACACUUAAAUGCUGAUAAUGGCAACAUUGUACAGACAGGUGUGACCUUGCACAAAGACUGUUGCCUGUCUGAAAUGGACUCCAACAGUUACAGUGUGGGUACGAAAGAGGAUAUCAGCAACUUGCAUCUGACAGACAGUGAGAGCUCUCAAGCUCUUGGAGGACUGAAAAGGCACAGAGCAGAGUUUGAAGACACAGAUUCAGAGAAUUCUUCAUCAGAAAAGAAGUUAAAAACAUGAUAAAUGAAAAUAUCUGUUUAGCACACUCUCUCUUGCGUGCGUGCUCGCUCUCUCUCCUUAAAAAAAAGAAAAACAGGAAGUAUUAAAGGCACCAAGAGCCGGGGGUCUAAAAUGUUGCUUUUCUGACUCUCCUUUCCAUUCUUCAGUGGGUCUAUUUUAGAUUGCCUAUGGCUCAUGCUGUAUAAAAAUCCAAUCAACUCUCUGAUAAUGAGACUGAGUAUAGUGUACCCUUCAAGGUUCUGUUAAAGUAAAUCCUUAUUAAGACGGUUGACUUAUUCUUGUGUGAACGUGUGUUGUUUGUUCAGCCAGCCACCUAAUCUGACUGGUGUUAAUGUAAUUAUUCUGCUGAAGAGGAGUUUUUGCAUAUUGAUAGUUAUUCUACAAUGCAGGCUUUACAGUCUCAUGAAGAAUGAUUGUUGAAUUAGACCACACUGAUAGUGCUGUGCAGUGUGUUCUUUAAAGAAAAUGGGAGCAAAUGGGAAAAAGCGCUCUGGCCCUGUAUUCCACUUCAAAAAGUAAAGAAGUGUCAGAUAUGUUUUGAAAAUAUCCUCGUUCAUGUAUGUGGAGAUACUUCAUAAAGCACUUACGUUGGUGUACUUCAGUGAAGUCAUUUUAAUACGAAUACAAAGGUGUAGGAAACAAGCCUCUUUCCAAAAUCAGCUUAGGCUGUUCCUAUGAUACCUUUUACCUUUUUAAAAAAAAGUUAAUACAGUUGCAUCGUUAUGCUGAAAUAUUGAUGUUUGGUGUUAGAAGUGUGAAUUGAUGUAGACCCAACUCCAGUCAAAGGCCAUUCAAAUAUGGCGCAGAAAUAUACCCUUGAAUGUGCCUGGCAUACUUUGGUUCAUUGUCACUGGAACGUGACCCUGAAUGCAGGGAUGUAUAACAAAAGCAUUACCUUCUGUGUGCAUACUUACAAGAGGCAAUCUGUCAAAGAAAGAAGGAUGAUUAUAGAUGGGAGGGAGGGGAAAAUGUAUAAUAUAUCUGACACAGCUUCUCAAGCCUUUCCAAUUUUGCUGUUCAUUUGUAUCAAAAUUGGUCUUAUUCAUCACACUAGGGAGCUUGUGCAAAUAGGCUGGUGUUAGAGUACGUGGUUGGUUUUUUCCUCUGCCAUGCUGCAAUAUUGAAAUUGCAACUGGACCUGUGGUUUCCAGCUCAACAAGUAUUUCUAUGUAUGAACUAUUUACCCUAAAUAUGGCUACACUGAAACUUAGGAGGUGUCUUGUGUCAGAGAAGGGUGCCUUUGCAGCUUGUCGCUGUGAAGCUGGUAUAUCAUUCUGGAAUGAUGGGUAAUGUUGGCUGGGCCCUGUUUUUACUAGAGUGCAGUAGUCCAACAGCCCUGACACACUAGGUGUACUGGGGUAGUGGUACUAUUGCCCACACAAUUAGAUGAGAGGAAUCUAGGGAGGAAAGAGAAAACAGAUACAUAGGGCAUAAAAAUUACUUGUUUGGUUCUGAUAGUAUCGAUAAAAGAAAAAAAUGCUUGUGCUGAAUGUAGUAGUUGCUAGAAAGUGCUAGCAAAGGCUGCCUGAUUUUCAGGAAUAAGGAACUCUGCCUGGGAAGACAUUUUUUGCAAUACCAUUCUGUUCAGCUUGUGGUUCAGCAUUGGUUUCAGUAUAACUGCCUCACAGAUACUGUACCUGGAGGACAGGUAAAAUGCCCUGAAAAAAGAAAAUGAAAGACAGAGAGAGCUUCUGAAAGGAUGAUGAAAGGAAAGAGGAGAGAGGGAAGGAGAAGGGAAAAGAAUGUGCUACCCUUGUGGGAACUGAAAAACCUUGAUGAAUUAGGAGGAGGAGGAGAGAGAAAUGACGUGCCAUAGAUGAUUUCCUCUCUCCCGGUCAGGGUCCGUUUUUCUAAGGGGAAACACCGAUGAUGAGUGAUAGAAUAUUUAACGAGCAUGUAAGAAGGUUGGAGGGGGAAACGUUUUCAAAACAAGUGUAAGUAGCAACAAGGAAGUGUUAAUAUUUUGCUAUCUUACCCGUGGAAAAACAUUUCUGUAAUAGUGGGACUCAGAUUGCUGUAAUCGAGAUGGCUUCUUAGAGUGUCUUUGUUUAUACUUUAAAAAAAAAACUGUUGUAAAUCCUGGUUUUGUAAGCCCAAAUCUUAAGGUUGCAAAAGCAAAAAUCUAUCUUUUAAAGUUCAUUAAAUUGGAAACUUUUUUUA